AUGGGCCUGAAGGGGGAGAAGACAUGGGAAGGUCCUAAGCUUCGACUUUGUCCAGGUUUUGAUGGGACAAAAUAUGGCCUUGAACAACCUUUUGAAGCAAUAGCAGUGAGGGGACUGCCACCUAUACAGUACCUUGGAUAUAUAACUCAGAAGAUGCUGAAACAGCUGGGAAAGCCUUGGGAGGCCGAUGGUAAGACGCUCUGGAGGCCCGGCCGCUCCAGCGGCCUGUGCAGAGGGGCUGCCUGCGGGCCCAGCGGCAGGGCCAGGUCGGACCGGUCAGCUGCGGCCUCGGAGGGAGGAGGGCAGCCAAACGCCGACUCGGAGGCAGCUGCUGACGCUCUGGUUUGGGCUACCUUGCAGAGAAACGUGAAGCGCAACGGGAGCAGGAGCUGUUUGAACAGGAGUCGGUUUGGUUCCCGCGAGAGGGACUGGCUGAAAGAGGACAUCGGACGAGGCUGCGUGUGUGUUUAUGGAGGAGAUUCUGCAGCUACUGCUUCUUCAGACUUGCGCUUGGUCCUCUGUACAGUGGACACCCUAGCAUCUGAGAUAUGCGAUGGAGAAGGGAGGAAAAACCUCUUUUUGCAACUCCACGGAGACCUGGUCAGGAGGCUGGAGCCCACAGAAAAACCCCUUCAGAUUGUGUAUGACUACUUGGCUGGGUUGGGUUUUGAUGAUCCAGUCAGAAUUCAGGAAGAGGCAGCAAACUCUGAUCUCAGCUGUAUGAUUCGCUUUUACAGUGGUAAGAAAUUGUGCAGACUUGUUUUGUUUUCAAUUCUCCCUUUGCAGGUGGAAGAGAUGAAACGUCGGCAGUACACACUUGCUUUCACAUCUGCUGGAGCACAAGCUCAAACAUACCAUGUUUCCUUUGAAACGCUGGCAGAGUGCCAGCGGUGGCACCGACAGGCAUCCACGGUUGUGUCUAUGCGACUUAGCAUGGUUGAUCUUUCAUGCUACAGCCUUGAGGAAGUACCUGAGCACCUCUUCUACAGUCAAGACAUCAUCUACCUCAACCUACGACACAAUUUUAUGAGAUCAAGUGGAGCAGGGAGUCUUGACUCUCUUUGCAGGUUUUCUCAGUUGAAGAGCCUGAAUCUGUCUCAUAAUAGACUCGGAGAGUUUCCUGUAUCACUGUGCGAGAUCUCUACUCUGACAGAGCUUAAUAUUUCCUGUAAUGGACUUCAUUACUUGCCAAGCCAGAUUGGCAAACUGUUGAAUCUCCAGACCUUCUGGCUUGAUGGGAAUUUCCUCACAUCCUUACCAGAAGAACUGGGAAGUCUGCAACAGCUCAGCUGUCUUGGACUUUCCUUCAAUAACUUCUGUGAACUGCCAGCAAUUUGUGAGAAACUCAUCAUCUUAGACAAACUAGCCCUGGCAGGGAACUUGCUAGAGACCCUGGACCUUGCAGUGCUGAACCGAAUGAGUCACAUCAAAAGUGUGGACCUGAGGCUGAACAACCUGAAGAGAGCAGCAGCUGACACUCUGGAGGGGAACAAGUCUGUGACUUACAUGGAUUUACGAGACAAUCAGAUGACAGAUCUGGAUCUGAGCUCCUUGGGCAGCCUGGAGCAGCUGCACUGUGAGCGGAAUAAGCUGAAAGAGUUGACACUGAGUGGCUUCUCCCUUCGGGCCCUUUAUGCCAGCAGCAACUGUCUGACAGCUGUCAAUGUUUAUCCGGUUCCUGGUCAACUGACAUAUCUAGAACUCUCUCACAAUCAACUGCAGUGUGUCCCAGACUGGGCCUGUGAAGCAAAGAAACUGGAAGUUUUGGAUGUGAGCUACAACCUCCUUGUGGAGCUUCCAUCGAGGAUCCUCAGAAGCUUGAGCCUUCGGAAGUUGAUGGUGGGGCACAAUCGUCUGCAGAGCCUUCCACCUCUUCCAGAACACAUUCCACUGGAGGUGCUGGACCUUCAGCACAACCUGUUGACUAAACUCCCUGAGAUGCUCUUUGUCAAGGCUCUGAACCUCAGGUACCUGAAUGCAUCUGCAAACAGCCUGGAGUCCUUGCCCUCUGCAUGUACAAGGGAGGAGAGUCUGAGCAUGCUGCAGCUGCUUUACUUGACCAAUAAUAACCUCACAGAUCAAUGCAUCCCUGUCUUGGUGGAACACCCGAGCCUACGGAUCCUGCAUCUGGCAAACAACAACCUACAGACUUUCCCCGCAAGCAAACUCGGUAAGCUGGAGCACUUGGAAGAGCUGAAUCUGAGUGGCAACAAACUGAAAACGAUUCCCACAACAGUGGCAAACUGCAAGCUACUUCAUACACUUAUUGCACACUCUAAUGAAAUCAGCAUCUUUCCAGAGAUCCUGCAUUUGCCCCGUAUUCAGUUUGUGGACUUGAGCUGCAAUGAGUUAACUGAAAUCCUAAUCCCUGAGGCACUGCCAGGUGCCUUGCAGGAGUUGGACCUGAGCGGAAACACAAACCUGGUGCUAGAGCACAAGACACUGGACAUCUUCAGUCACAUUACCACGCUGAAGAUUGAUGCUAAGCCCUCCCUUACGGCAGACUCAGCACUCACUUCUACCUUCUGGAGUCACGGAGUAGCUGAGAUGGCAGGCCAAAGAAAUAAGCUGUGUGUGUCAUCCCUGGCACUGGGGAGCUUUGCAGAGGGGAUGGAGGCUGUGUAUGGCAUGUUUGAUGGUGACAAGAACGAGGAGCUGCCACGCUUGCUGCAGUGCACCAUGGCCGAUGUGCUCCUGGAGGAGGUACAGCAGUCAGACACCAUGUUCAUGUCCAACACCUUCUUGGUCUCCCACAGGAAGCUGGGCAUGGCUGGGCAGAAGCUGGGUUCCUCUGCUGUCCUUUGCUAUAUUCGUCAUGAUGUGGCUGAUCCAGCCAGCAACUUUUCUCUGAUGGUGGCCAAUGUGGGGACGUGCCAAGCCAUUCUGUGCCGAAGUGGAAAACCACUGCCUCUCUGCAAAGUCUUUAGCCUUGAACAAUGUUCAGAAGAAGCCAAGAGAGUCAAGGAGCAAAAAGCCAUUAUAACAGAGGACAAUAAGGUCAAUGGUGUGACUUGCUGUACUCGGAUGCUGGGCUGCACAUACUUGCAUCCUUGGAUCCUGCCCAAACCACAUGUCAGUUCCAUUCCACUGACUGUACAAGAUGAGCUGCUACUUCUAGGCAACAAAGCUCUCUGGGAACAUCUUUCUUAUACAGAGGCUGUCUCAGCCGUGCGCCACCUACAUGACCCACUAGCUGCUGCAAAGAAACUCUGCACUUUAGCCCAAAGCUAUGGUUGCCAAGACAACGUAGGUGCAAUGGUGGUAUGUCUCAACAUCAGCGAGGACAGCUGCACAUGUGAGAUGCAUGGCCUCACUCUGCCAGGUCCUGGGGGAUUUAGUUCCACCACCACCAAGCCAGCAACACCUUCAUCUAGCAGUGGAAUUGCUUCAGAGUUCAGCAGUGAACUGUCUGCUUCUGAGGUUAGCAGUGAGGUGGGCUCUACUGCUUCAGAUGAACACAAUGCUGUUGGUCUCGAUGGCAGUUUGCUACCACGACAAGAGCGACGUUGCAGCUUACAUCCUGUGCCCCCCUCAAGCAUCUUUCAGCGCCAACCUUCCAGUGCCACCUUCUCUAGCAACCAGUCUGACAAUGGUCUGGAUAGCGAUGAUGAGCAGCCUGUGGAAGGUGUGAUAACAAAUGGCAGUAAAGUGGAGGUAGAGGUGGACAUCCACUGCUGUAAAGGAAAGGGCCUGGAGUUUGAACUUCCUGCUGCAGAGUACAGCUCCUCUGCUCCAGGGCCAGAGGAUGACUCUGGGCUUGUCCUCAUCAUUCGGAGACAGAACAGUGUAAACAGCAACACUGUGCAGAGAGGGGUCAAGGAAAAGUGUGAACUGCAAAAAUCUCUUUCCACAUGCUGUCUCUAUGGAAAGAAGCUUUCCAAUGGCUCCAUAGUGCCCUUGGAGGAGAGCCUCAACCUCAUCGAAGUAGCCACAGAGGCACCCAAGAAGAAGACAGGCUAUUUUGCUGCUCCAUCCCAGAUGGAGCCAGAGGAUCAAUUUGUGGUGCCGCCUGAUCUGGAGGAGGAAGUGAAGGAACAACUGAAGCAGCACCAGGAGAAUGGAGCAGAUCAGGACAAGAAAGAGGAACAUGUAGCAGCUCUGCCAGAGGAGUUUGACACAGCUUUGUAACUCUACAAGUACUGCUCCCACAUUGUCUGUCCCAGGAAGCUCUGUCCCAUAAGGGCUGUCUUGCCCUCCAAGGGGAGCUGGGAUCUGCAAGGAGUACAGGCAUCUGCUGCUUCGUUAAUGGAGUCGAGGAAGAAUUGGGAGUGCUAAGGUCUGGGCUGUCCACUUUCCACUGUAGAGUUUCAGUUGUUCUAUGAGCACUCAGACCAGCAGCUGAGCUCUUUGGUAGGGACUGUCUGGAAAUUGUGCAAGCACUAGGAAGAAGGCAGGUGUUCCAACACCUGCCUGUAACUCCUUGAACCCUGAGGUUCUGCCAGCUCUGCAGGAAAGGGGCUGGCAUAUGUGCGCGUGGGGAGAGGAGGCUGCUGAGGGGGCAAUGUUCAGUGUUUGGAGUCCUGUGAAUAUUUCUGAUGCAGCCGCCCCCCAGCACCUGACUUUGUUACUCCUUGAAAGAAUACAGCCAGUUGCAAUGAAGCUGACCCAAGAAUGGUUUCCUACAUUAAUUGCAAGCACUUUUAUUGAUUGCACUUAAGCUGUUCUGCUCCCCUUCAGCCCAGCACUUUAUUAUUUAGGGUUAGGGGAUAGAGCACUCCACAGCAGGUGUGGUGGGGGCUUUUCCCAAUGGAUGUUGUUAGGGCAGUGGAAGUCUCAGGGUACCAGUGUUCUGAUGAGCACUGGUGCAGGGUAGAGUGAGGGUUAUGAUUGGAUCAGCCUAUGCAGGAUGAGAAAAUACACAGCUGAGUGAUAAGCAGGUGCCUACUGAUGCAUUUUAGAUGGAGCAUAGGAAAGAUCAGCUCUGGACUUGUUGAUUAAGGUAAUGUGUAGAGCUAGUGCUUCUAGCUGCAGAGCACAGACCCAGCUCAGCAGCAACUUGGCCACCUCCAUCAUGGAUGCUUUACAGUAGAGGCUUCCUGUGUCCAGGAGACAUGAGAUGAAACCCGGAGCUCACGCUUGUCUCAGUGAGGUACUCCAUCUAAGAGGAAACCAAGUUGUAAGCAGUGGUAUGCCGCUCUAAGGCUAGUGAGCAGUGGGGCUGCCCUUUGUAUGCUGGGGAAGCGUUCAGUGCUCUGUUCCACCACCAUAAUAAACCUCUGCACUGUCAGCUACAGCAUCUUUGCUUGCCUCUGAAAACAGGAGUCAUAUUCCAAAUCCAUAGCAACCUGCAUUUCAUGGUACAUGCCCAAUUUGGCCACAAACAAGGUGAAAGCAUACUUGUUUCUGUUUAGCUUUCAAUGCAAAAGGAAAAAUAGAACUUUUCACCUUAGUAACAUCUUUAUCAGCACUGGAAAAGAUGUUUAAAACACUCCCACUAGUUGUGAACUGGCCAGUCUGCACUCGGCAGAUGCAUUGUGUUUCCAUUAGGAUUUUUGGUGCAGGGUCUAAGUUGGCUGCCUAUGUCGUCAUCUUGUGUAAGGGUUGUGAAAAGACCACUGCCCCUGUAGCGUGCAGAUCUGUCUUCCUUAGCUGACAGAGAGCUGGACAGCAGCUGCCCCGCUCAAGUCAGUGGUGCAAUAAUCCUGACUGUAAUGUGGGCUAGUGCCUUUUCUUCUUUAUUAAUUAUAUUUAUGAAGAAAACUUGAAAGUUUCUUCUCAAGAGCUCUGAGGGGCUUGAGCUGUAUAUUUUUGGAUCAAAUUCAGGCCUUGCUCAGAAGAAAAUACUGUGCAGACUACUUGUGGGAUUCUGUCAAUAUAGAUCUUUUGAUAAAAUCUAGUGGAGUUUUACUGACAUUUCAAAGCACCUUGAAUUUCUUCUCACUAGGAAAAAAAUCAUAGAAUCAUAGAAUAGUUUGGGUUGGAAGGGACCUCUA
This is a messenger RNA of Aptenodytes forsteri (emperor penguin), 5933 nucleotides long. RefSeq names its product PH domain and leucine rich repeat protein phosphatase 2 (gene PHLPP2). Gene Ontology annotation, molecular function: protein binding. Lineage: Eukaryota; Metazoa; Chordata; Aves; Sphenisciformes; Spheniscidae. Bases 1 to 4128 code for a protein of 1375 amino acids. The transcript is spliced from 19 exons. The record is from RefSeq and is a predicted model, not a curated record.